Messenger RNA from Hyla sarda, 3363 nucleotides. RefSeq names its product gastrula zinc finger protein XlCGF57.1-like. The transcript has 2 exons. The record is from RefSeq and is a predicted model, not a curated record. The coding region runs from base 933 to 2870 and encodes 645 amino acids. Lineage: Eukaryota; Metazoa; Chordata; Amphibia; Anura; Hylidae.
GCACCCUGGUUGGGAAACAUUGGUCUAGUCACAACUAUUGUAUCAAUAGUCCUUUGGCUUCUCCAGCAGUACAGCCUGGAAGCCUGACUCCUGUACAUGUGAUAAUCACAUGGUCAUGACGUCAUCAAAGGUCCUUUAGCCUCUAGGAGUUCUUAUAUACAAGAAGUAAAUGUUUGUGGUCUGCAUGGAGGUGCACAUGGCAGCUAUAUGUAAUGUGAAGACCCUGUCCUGCAGCUUUAUCUCAGUAAUUCAAUAUUAAACAGUAUAGAGACGACUCAAGCAUUAUAUAUAUAUAGGGAACUGACAGGUCUUUUAUCUCAGCUUCUCUCUGCAAAAGAACUACAAUUCCCAUAACUCCUUUCUGUGAACAGUCCAUAUUCCUGCUCAUGCUUCUAGUCUGGUGUGUGUCCUGGUAAGAGAAAUAGAAAUCCAGCACAGGAUGGAUGCAGUGAAUGAGUCCCUUUAUCUCAUACAAAUCAACGAUACAAGUGGUGCAUCAUAGUCCUGCACAUCAGUAUGACUAAGGGUGUAACACACCCAAUACAUGUGAUUCUACGAUACGCUAGAUUUCUCUUUCUCCUUCAAUGUCUACUUUGGGUGCUGCCCAGCACCAUCCGUGUUGUAGGGUAGACUACAUCUGGGUGAGCUUGCAGUUUGUCUUUUUAGUACUGCUCUAAAAUGGGCUUCAGUUGGUUUAGUGGAAAUAAAUCCCUUCUCUGUUAAUGCAUUUCCCACUUGCAGACAACAAGUGGUCCUCCGGAAGAAGCCUUACCUGUAUGAUAUUCUUAUAUCUUCUUAUGCCUCUGAAUAUGUAAUAACAGGUACUUUUAUUGCCUUUUUCACCAUAACAGAUGCACGUGAAGCCAGAAGGCUACCACGCGGGUUCUAUACCAUUACAUCUCCGUGAUCUUAUAGAUACCAUAUAUCUGUAAAUGGAAAAUCACCUAAAUAGGAUGCAAAGAUCUGUACAGAUGGCAACUAAGCAGUUUACCUUAUUUAAAGAUUGCAAAGUCUCACAAUCCGACAGUACUACAAUAGUAGAUAAUACUAGAGAGUAUUCAUCUGUAAUCAUUAAGGGGGAACCAGUGUCAUGUGAUGCAUGUAAUCCUACAGACCUUGUUAGUUUUACACUCAUAGAUCAUAAUGGACACGAUGCAUCUGUUUACUUGGAGGAACCAACCUCAAGUGAUAUUGAAGACCACAGGGACGAUGUCAUCUCUAUUCGUGUUAAGGAGGAGCAUGUUUUAUGUGAGGGAGGAAGCUUUAGUAACGCCAACAGUUGUGCACCCGCAGAUUAUGGACAACAAGAUGUCUCCCCUGACAUUAAGGAAGAAUCAGAUUCAUGUCAUGGUGAAAGUCUUAGGGACACUGAUCUUCAUAAUCCUUUAAAUUCUACAGAACAGGGACUGGCUGAAGUGAAAAAGGAACCAGUCUCCUGGGAGGCAGAAAAUAAUAUUUGUAAGUCAAUAGAUCAUAGACAAGAAUGUCUUCCAGUUAAGGAGGAAUCUGAUUUGAGUGGAGCAUUAACCACUGACAUUCAUUCAUCUACACGUCAAACACAAUGGGCAUUUUUUCACGAAAAGCAAGGACCUGACUUAUUCCGUGAACAGUAUACAAUGAAAGAACACUUGCGUGCCUCUAGUGACAGGACCGUUUUAUUCCAUUUUCAGAGGGAACAACUCAAGCAAGAGAACUCUGUUACUCCUCCCAUUAAAAGAAGUCAGAAAAAUGAAGAUUUCGAAUUUAUAUGUGUUGAAUGUGGAAGAAGUUUUAGUAAUAUUACAGAUCUGGGAAAACAUCAGCGACAUCAUGUUAAGCAGAAGAUAUUUCACAAUUAUGUGUCUGAAGACCUCCAACCUCCAAGACAAUAUGAAUGUCCAGAGUGUGGUAAAAGGUUCCACACAAAUUCCCAACUGCUUGUCCAUCAGAGAAGUCACACUGGAGAAAAGCCAUUCAGUUGUUCUUUUUGUGGAAAACGGUUCUCUGAGAAAGGGAAGUUAGUCCGGCAUGAAAGAACCCACACUGGUGAGAGGCCAUAUGCCUGUAAGGAGUGUGGUAGAAGGUUUGCUGAAAAAGCCAAGCUAGUCAGGCAUGAGAGAACUCACAAAGGGGAAAGAUGCCUAGAAUGCGGGAAACAUUUUCCAGAUGAUACCCAACUUGCUGUACAUCGACGGAUUCACCGAGGAGAGAAGCCUUUUGAGUGUUUGGAGUGUAGCAAGAGUUUUCAGAGCAGUAACCAACUCUUGGUGCAUCAAAGAAGCCACACGGGUGAAAAGCCUUUUGAGUGUAACCAAUGUGAGAAACGGUUUACUGAAAAAGGUAAACUAGUGAGGCACGAGAGGUCUCACACCGGAGAGAGGCCAUAUGAAUGUGCUCAAUGUGGCAAAUGUUUUGCAGAGAAAGGCAAGUUGUCCAGGCACCAAAACACUCACUUGGAUGAGAAACAAUUUCGAUGUACUGAAUGUGGUAAAGAUUUAAGCAAUAAGUUGUCGCUCACAAUUCAUCAAAGGAUACACACAGGUGAGAAGCCAUAUGUUUGUUCCCAUUGUGGUAAAUGCUAUACGUACAAAUCCUCUCUAACAAAACAUAACAACAUCCACUCGCAGGAGAAUCAGUAUACUUGUAUGGAAUGUGGACGACAUUUUAGUGAGAAGCGGAACUUAGAAAGGCAUUACCGGACUCACACAGGGGAGAGGGAGUUUAUUUGUUUAGAAUGUGGCAAACAUUACUGUGAUAAGUCAUCCCUCGUAGUCCAUCAGAGAAUUCACACUGGGGAGAAACCGUAUGUGUGUUCAUACUGUGGGAAAAGUUACAGUGACAAAUCUUCUCUAAGUAAACACGAGCGACGUCAUAAAGAGGAGAAAUUGUAGAAUGGUUUCUAGGAGAGGAGAACAUGAUCAAAUGGGAAGUGGAGAAGAAAGAAAACUUCAGGACUGGGCAGAGAGGCCAUAUCCAUACAACACAAAACAGAGUUUAUUAUACGAACAGUCAGUUCCCUGAAUAGGAUCAUCUCAUUUAUUCUUUGUUAAGGAUUAAAAAUACUGUUUAGUGGCACUUACGGACGGAUGGAUUAUGACAACUGCCUGCUGUCCACUUUUGUGGGUGACAUGUAAAAAAAACACAUCAUGGUUGACUUCAUGAAGUCUGAUGAAAUUCCAGUGUUAUAUUAUAUAUUAACAAAUAGAGGAUUCUUAGGGUUUUUAUUUGUCUGGCUUUUGAAAACUAGAUGUAAACUGAUGCAUGUAAAAGAGAUGUUUACACAUUAUUAUUGCUGCAAAAGGAUAACUCAAUGUGGCAUUAAAGGGGUACUCCAGUGAAAAACUUUUUUUUUUUUUUUUAAAUCAACUGGUGCCAGAAAGUUAA